AUGAGCACUGGAGCAGGAACCCCGUACAUCGGCAGCAAAAUCAGCCUGAUAUCCAAGGCACAGAUCCGCUACGAAGGAAUUCUGUCCUCCGUCGACACAGACCGGUCCACAGUCGCUUUGGCCAAAGUGAAAUCCUACGGGACAGAGGACAGACACACUAUCCGACCAGUGCCACCAAAAGACGAAAUUUAUGAAUACAUCAUUUUCAGGGGAAGUGAUAUCAAGGAUAUCACUGUGUCCGAGCCACCGAAGUCUCACCAUGGACUUCCCCGGGACCCUGCCAUCGUGCAGUCAUCCAUUGGCAGCUCCUCUGCAGGGUAUCACCCACGAUGGAGUCCAUACAGGGACAUGAUGCCCACCUACAACCAGCUGGCAGCUAGUUCUCUACUCAACCAGCAGUACAAUGCUGCACUAGGUCUAGUACCAGGACUUCAUGGCAUCCCGGUCAGAAGAGCCCCCAUGGUGGAGCAGGCUGUCCAGACCGUGCCACUGGUCAGUGCUGCCCCGAGGAGAGGGAAAGCUUCAACCCAGCCUCUGAGCAGACCGCCUGUUCGCACAACCCAACAGUCUGGUUCCCAGCUUCAGAAGGAGAACGUACCCACCAAGCGGGCACCCUCCCAGCCAACUGCAGCCAAGAUUCAAAGUCAAGCUACGGAGAACCAGAAGCAAAGGCAAAAACAAGGCAGUCGCAGGUCCAGGAAUCGAAGCAGAGGCCAACUUAUUGUUAAAAACUCCAAGGCUACAACUCUGCAGUUUGACUCCGACUUUGAUUUUGAAACUGCAAACGCUCAGUUUAAAGAUGAUCUUACAAAGGAGGUUGUAGUUGAGAAGGUGGAGACUGAAGAGGCCCCAGAAUCUCCGUCUAUGGAGGAGGAGGAAACUACUCCUGAUAAAUACUACGACAAAACCAAAUGCUUCUUUGACAACAUCUCCUCAGACCUGAAACCCAGGAGAACAACAUGGGCCGAGGAGAAGAAGCUGAACAUGGAAACAUUUGGAGUGCCCGGCCGCUUCCUGAGAGGCAGAGGAUUCCGAGGCCGAGGGAGCAGGGGCCAGAGUGCCACUGAGCAGCGACCCCUCCCAAAAGUUGGCAGUGGGAGAGUGUAA
Messenger RNA from Limanda limanda (common dab), 1107 nucleotides. Its product is annotated as protein LSM14 homolog B-like. NCBI's taxonomy places the organism in Eukaryota, Metazoa, Chordata, Actinopteri, Pleuronectiformes, Pleuronectidae. The transcript is spliced from 8 exons. Gene Ontology annotation, molecular function: mRNA binding. The record is from RefSeq and is a predicted model, not a curated record. The coding region runs from base 1 to 1107 and encodes 368 amino acids.